AUGAAGCCUAUUAGCUCCUAUAUCACUGAAGGUCAGAAAAUUAUAAUACCAAAAGGUUUGUCAGUCGAUGAAGAAAUAGAGCUUGCAGUCGUAAUUGGACAAAAAUGCAAAAGAGCCAAUGAAUGCAAUGCUAUGGACUUUGUUGGAGGAUAUUGUAUAGUUCUGGACAUGACAGCUGCUGAUAUAUUGAUACCAAAAGGUUUCUCAGUCAAUGAAGAAAUAGAGCUUGCAGUUGUAAUUGGGCAAAAAUGCAAAAGAGUCAUUGAAUGCAAUGCUAUGGACUUUGUUGGAGGGUAUUGUCUAGCUCUGGACAUGACAGCUGCUGAUAUAAUGGCCCAUGCAAGAAGAACUGGAGGCAGCUGGUUAAUAGGAAAAGGUUUUGAUACAGCUUGUCCAGUAAGCAAAUUCAUUCCCAAAGCUGACAUUCCUGAUCCUCACAACGUACAACUUUGGUGCAGUGUCAACGGGGAAGAGAGACAAAAUGCAAAUACUAGUGAUUUACUUUUCAACAUACCACAUCUGAUAUAUUUUAUGUCGCAAUACAUUACUUUAGAGCCGAGCGAUAUUAUUUUAACAGGAUCACCUCCAGGAAUGGGUCCUGUUAAAAAAGGCGAUGUUAUUGAGGGUGGAAUUGUGGGCGGUACUAGUUUAAGAUUUGUAGUUGAUGCUGAAUGA
Ceutorhynchus assimilis (cabbage seed weevil) is the source of this 675-nucleotide messenger RNA. Lineage: Eukaryota; Metazoa; Arthropoda; Insecta; Coleoptera; Curculionidae. The record is from the annotation of a GenBank genome assembly.